AUGGGCAGCAGAGCGACUAAGUCUCACUCCACAGAAACGCUGGUGUUUGCUGAUAAAGAUCAUGACUUCAGAAUCCCAGCGCUGCUUUACGUUAAGGAGUGGAACACCUUCCUGGCGUUUGCAGAGAAGCGCACCUCUAGCAAAGACGAACACGCAGAGAAUCUGGUGAUGAGAAAAGGCUUACGGCAGCCUGACGGCUCACUGCAGUGGUCUCCCACCGAGGACUUGAUGAAGGCGUCCAUAGAUGGGUUCCGCACCAUGAACCCCUGCCCAGUCUUCGAGCGGAACUCCGGAACCCUGUUUCUGUUCUUCAUCUGCCUGAGGGGUACGACCUUAGAGUGCAUGCUGAAGCCCGGCCAGACCCGCCUGUGCUACGUCAUGAGCGUGGACCGCGGCCAGACCUGGAGCGACCACACCGACCUGACGAGCAGCGUCAUGGACGCCACCUUCGACCACUACCAGACGUUCGCCGUGGGCCCGGGCCACGGGAUCCAACUCCGCAGUGGCACUCUGCUGGUGCCCGCCUAUGUGAAGCUGGUGGAGGGGUGCCGCCAGUACCCGGGCCUGUGGUGCUGCUGCGGGGGCUGUGAGUGCGUGAGCACCCACUCGGUGGUGCUGCGGAGCCACGACCUGCUCACCUGGCACGCCGGCCAGCCCGUCGCCACGGAGACGGGAGAGUGCCAGCUGGCAGAGGUGUUUGACGGCGAGGGCAGGACGCAGGUGUACCUGAACGCCCGCAGCACCGGGGAGUGGAGAGUGGAGGCUCUGAGCGGUGAUGGCGGGGAGAGCUUUACGCCGCUGAGCCACCUGGCACUGCCGGAGGUGGGCAAGGGCUGCCAGGGCAGCGUGGUGAGCUUCCCCGCCAGGGAGCUGCCCGCAGGGGAAGGGGCGUCCGCACAGACGGCUCUGCUCUUCAGCCACCCCACCGCAGGGCAGGACUGGGACAGGCUGGAGCUGGGGGUCCACCUGCGGAGCUCUCUCCAGGACCACCACCCCUGGGGGGAACCCCACAUCAUCCACCCGGGGCGCAGCGGCUACUCAGACCUCGCUCGCUGUGAGGCGGAGGGGCGCUUCGCCUGCCUCAUGGAGUGUGGUGAGGGGGGACGUCUUCAGAUGGUCUUCAGGGAGUUUGACCUCACAGAGAUACUGCACAUCGUUUAACCAAUCAGACAUAGAGAGAGGCGAAUCUGUGUGAGGACGUUGCUCUAUGAUAGACUACAGACAAAUCUCCUACAGACAAACUUUUUUCCUCCAGGACUCAAUGUUCCAUCAGUCAGUGUCAACAAUUUUAAUCAAGCAGUUCAAACGUAACUUUAGUACCAAAUGAAAACGAGAUCUUGCUAAAAAAAAGUCAGGCUGCGUGAGUGGAGAAACCGAAGUGCUUUCUGUAAUAAACACGUUUCUUAUUCAAUA
Molecule: messenger RNA, 1413 nt
Organism: Alosa alosa (allis shad)
Lineage: Eukaryota; Metazoa; Chordata; Actinopteri; Clupeiformes; Clupeidae
Product: sialidase-3-like
Exons: 2
Coding region: 1-1161 (386 amino acids)
Biological process (GO): oligosaccharide catabolic process; ganglioside catabolic process
Cellular component (GO): lysosome; cytoplasm; membrane
Molecular function (GO): exo-alpha-sialidase activity
Source: RefSeq, a predicted model, not a curated record